Messenger RNA from Gastrolobium bilobum, 780 nucleotides. Its product is annotated as NDR1/HIN1-like protein 13. Lineage: Eukaryota; Viridiplantae; Streptophyta; Magnoliopsida; Fabales; Fabaceae. The record is from RefSeq and is a predicted model, not a curated record. The transcript has a single exon. The coding region runs from base 1 to 780 and encodes 259 amino acids. Gene Ontology annotation, cellular component: plasma membrane.
AUGGAAGGGCGGGCCCCACAGAACGGCACCAGCGAGGUCAAAGACGUCGACCGCACCGCCUCCUCCGAGACAGUACCAGCGUUGCCGCCUCCUCCUGGCCACGCCCGCAAUGAAAUGUACAUCAUCCAAUUCCCAAAGGACCAAGUCUACCGUGUGCCACCACGUGAGAAUGCCUUGAUCAUGGAAAGAUACCGCAAACCACCAGACGUGAAAAGAAGCAAUGGUUCCUGUUGUUGUGGCUCUCGCCUCUUGCUCACCAUUGCUCUAAUUCUCGUUUCCAUCAUUGCUAUACUUGGCAUUACUUUUGCCAUCUUGUUCUUCAUCUUCAACCCUACGGCACCUUCAUUCUCUGUCACCGAUGUUGUGGUUGUGAAACCUGGGCCUGGGAAUAGGAACCCGCGACCACAGUACCAAAUUGGGUUGAGGGCGAGGAACCCUAAUGAAAGGUUGGGAAUUGAAUACGAGAAGGCUGAGGUUUCCCUGCUGUUCGAGGAAAAAAAGGUUGCAACGGGCAUGUUCCCAAUGUUGGAACAAGGUCGAGAUUCUUCGAAGCAGGUCAAGGUUGAGCUAACAGGAUCUAAUGGACCAUUGCCUAAGGAGAAAGCCAACACACGCGUUGCUUUGGAUUUGGAUAUGAAACUUGGGAUGAGGAUCGAAGCUGCGGGACUCAAGUCAUGGGUUAUGAAGUCUCAUGUGAUGUGUAAGGUUGAGGUCAACAGUCUCGUGAACAACACGCGAGUCUUGUCACAAGAAUGCGAUGCCAAAUUCAAGCAAUAUUGA